CUGAACAUUUCUGUUCGACGCGACUCUGUAGUCUCCGACCGGAGAUACUGAAACACCAUGAAUCGGGCAGUUGAAUCUGGGGAGGUUGUCGAAAUGCAGUCGAAGUUGUGACUCAUGAGAAUUGCAAAGGUCUUGUCUCUUGAUCGAGACGACGAGAAGGCUGACGUGCCUACCAGCAUCAGCUUUUGACGAAUCGGAGCUUCCAGCGUCCAAAUCUCGGGGGCAAUUCUAUGCGGCUAUCGAGCGAGGCAGAAGACAGACACUAGAUGCGAUAGUAGAAGCAUGUGGACAAUUCAGGGCAAUCCUGCUUGCUUUUCGCCUAUGAAUUCAGCUGUUGUAUACCGACCUCGUGUAGUUUCUCUGUGCCCUACACGGCAAGAAUCUCGUUGGGAGCCUCUGUGGUCGAUCACGAGAAGUCACUCGGCCUGGAGAGCAGGACCUCCAGCAGUCGCCGGACAAUCCAGCAGCAUGAUGAGGACCUGCCGCCAGUGCAAGCAGCCUUUCGAUCCGGAGACAAAUGAUCCGCGCGCUUGCCGAUUUCACACAGCGCAUUUUGGCGGGGAGACGAAGAGAAAGUUCGAGAGUGUCUACACUGGAGGAACUAUGGAUACAGUGGGAGGGGGAGAGAUUGUUGAGUACUGGCAUUGCUGCGGGAGCAAAGACCGAUUCGAUCCAGGCUGUGAGGCCGCUCCACAUUCAUCGUACGACGAUUAGGUUCCUCUGCGAAGUCCUCGUGCGUCGAAUGGAGGGGGCAAUGUCAGUAGUCUUGUAUCGUGACUACAUUCUACAAUAAUCCGCUCGUGUUCUCCAGCUGCACUGAACUAGCGAAUUUGCCAACGGCCCUUCCUAGAGCAGAAAUGACAAUAAUAUGGGACACUCGCACCUACUUUACAAUUCGUUGGGCUCUCUGCCCGGAGAUUAUGAAAUGACAAGAAUAAAUAUUGAUUUCUGACUUUGGUG
Molecule: messenger RNA, 960 nt
Organism: Marchantia polymorpha subsp. ruderalis
Lineage: Eukaryota; Viridiplantae; Streptophyta; Marchantiopsida; Marchantiales; Marchantiaceae
Source: the annotation of a GenBank genome assembly